This is a messenger RNA of Eremomyces bilateralis CBS 781.70, 1932 nucleotides long. RefSeq lists its product as uncharacterized. The record is from RefSeq and is a predicted model, not a curated record. The transcript has 3 exons. Lineage: Eukaryota; Fungi; Ascomycota; Dothideomycetes; Eremomycetales; Eremomycetaceae. Gene Ontology annotation, molecular function: zinc ion binding; sequence-specific DNA binding; protein binding. Gene Ontology annotation, biological process: regulation of DNA-templated transcription. Bases 172 to 1602 code for a protein of 476 amino acids.
AAUACAGCGGAGGAGAGCCGACGGGCUUUGCAACCUCAUUCUUAGAAUCCCAUGUUUCAGGACACCGGAAUUGGAGAUUUCCCUCUCCGCUCCGCUUGCAUCAUCCCAAUGAAGUCUCCCGAAUCAGACUGAAAUCCCCCCCAUCCCCCCCAUCAUCCCCUUCCUAGUGCCAUGUAUCAAAAUGGCCAAAUUCAAUCCACCAUGGAUGGAUCUUUGUCACAGAUGCCCGAUCUUAUGGAACCGUUUGCCGAUUUCAUGACAGGAUUGGGGGAUGUCGAUAUGAUGGCGAUGGGGAUGGAUCCCGCCAUGACUGACCCGUCGCAAAUGUAUGCUGCCGCCUCCGACCCCCGAACGACCCAAAUGACCGAUUCCUACGCAAACUUACCCACAACAACCGCGGAUCUGGGGCAGGUAAGAGCAGGACCGCCUCCCGUUGGAUUCAUAUCUACACCACUAUCGGAGCCACAGUCGCGGAGCGGGGGAGGUACAUCGAGUGGGAGCACAUUGGAAUUCACGAAGCGGAGAAACUGGUCGCAACGACUCAUCGAAGAACUACGAGACUUCCUACACAUCCUCUCCCCCGAAGGCCGCAUAAUCUACGUCUCGCCAUCAUGUCAACCCAUCACUGGCUACCCGCCGACCGCCCUCAUCGGCAAGUAUAUCGGCGAGUUCAUCCACCCCGACGACGCUGGCAUCUUCGUCCGCGAAUUCAACGAAUCCAUCGCGUCCGGCCACAACCUCCGCUUCUUCUUCCGCUUCCGCAAAGCCGAUGGCAGCUACGCCAUCUUCGAGUCGCACGGCCACCCGCACCACGCCUCCGACGCUGCCGCCUUCGGCCCGAACAACGGCAGCGCCUUCUGCCGCGGCAUCUUCAUGAUGUCGCGUCCCUAUCCGACCAAGAACGCCGUCCUACUCGACUCCUUCCUCGAGCACAAGAUCGAGAACGAAAGGCUGAAGAAGAAGAUCCUCGAUCUCAAACGUGAAGAGCUGGAGGAGGUCGAGGCGCAGGAGCGAGAUUGGGAGCUGGAAAGUCACCCGCACAGCAGCGAUGCAUACCGCGCGGAUACGCGAGCCGAGAGCGAUGUGGUGUCGAAUCCCGGGACCUCAACGCGCAUGCCGCCGCCGCCACGACCAGCCGUCUCGGACAAUGCGCUCACGCGCCAGAACCUCGACGAGGCGCUCGCGUCGGCGCGAGCAGACGCGAUCAACGACAAGAUGGCGCGGUACGAAGCGGCGUCGUACCUGGAGUCGAUCGAGAUGAUGACAGGGCUGCGGUAUCGGGACGGCGAGCGGAGUCAGGGGAUCAGCACGGGGGACACGUCGCCGGCGUUGAUCCGCGGGGAUGCGGGGAUCGCAAUCCCCGCGGACAGCAUCCUCCGGGACCGUGGGGGCGGGGAUAAGAAGAAAAAGAUGAAGAUCGUGGAUGAGUAUGUGUGUCAGGAUUGCGGGACGCUGGACAGUCCGGAGUGGAGGAAGGGGCCGGGGGGGCCGAAGACGUUGUGUAAUGCCUGUGGAUUGCGGUGGGCGAAGAAGGAGAAGAAACGACAGAGUAUCAGCGGGGGUUCGGAGAAUCGUCCGCCGACCGCGUUGCAUAUGCAUUGAGCGCUUAGACGACCUUUUCUGAUGUUAUGGCACAUAGAGCGUCUUGACUAUCUGGUUGUUAGACCGGAAUUAUGAUCAUGAAAGUUAUGGGAGAGGACUGGCGCCUCGAAAAGUCGGAUUAAACAUAGGUAAUACAGGAGUCGGGAUUAUAGUUCCGAGCCCCUUGUAUAAGGUACGGUACAGUAUAUGAGAUAUGAUUUAAGAUACCACCACAGCAAUAAGUAAUAUCGCGUUUCAACUUUGUCAUCAGUGCUUACUUGUCGCACAUGAGCCAUGCCAAGUGUAACGUCGUAAUACAAGUCGAUAAUAUUGCAGCCUCGUGCAACAAUG